AUGGCGUUUCGAGCCUUCAGGAGGUUCAUCCAGACUGCAGGGGGGACCAGGGUCCCGCUGGGUUUGGCCCAAGAAGCCGGCAGCAUCAGGUCGACCAGAAAUAGGGAGGCUGCUGGGGCACAGGGCUUGCUCCGGGCACAGGCUUGCUCCGGGGCUGAGGUUCUGCACAGGUCUGCGACCCUGUCCUUUCCACACAUUCACUCGGGGGGAUUCUUGGUGGUGAUCUCAGCCAAGGAAAACACGUGUCUCUUUCUGUGCUUACACCACCAGGUCGUCGGUGUGGCCCAGGCCAUCAACAAGAAAUCUGCUAGUGGCGGGACCUUCACAGAGAAGGACGAGAAGGACUUUGCUGCCUACCUGGCGUUCUGCGGCAUCGUGCUUCACAAUGCCCAGCUCUACGAGACUUCGCUCCUGGAGAACAGGAGGAACCAGGUGCUGCUGGACCUGGCCAGCCUGAUUUUUGAGGAGCAGCAGUCACUAGAGGUGAUUCUGAAGAAGAUAGCGGCCACCAUCAUCUCCUUCAUGCAGGUCCAAAGCUGCACCAUCUUCAUAGUGGACGAAGACUGCCCCGACUCCUUUUCUAGCGUGUUUCACAUGGAGUGUGAAGAGGCAGAAUCCUCGGAUACCUUGGCAAGGAGGCCUCCAGCUCGGCUCCAGGCUUCGGAAGCUGGGGGUUGUUGGAGCGCACACUUCAGGCCGCGGCGGCUCGGUCAUAACAGGAGCCCGGACGACGCGCUGCAGACUGAGAUGCUGAAGCGCUGUGGGAGCUGUCUCUUCCACACAUGUGAGCCAGUGACCGCCAGUGACCCCCAAGGCGGGGGUGUUCAGCCAAGGUGCAGGCAGCGAGAUGCUGGCAAAAUCAACUACAUGUACGCUCAGUACGUCAAGAACACCAUGGAGCCGCUCAAUGUCCCCGACGUCAGCAGGGACCAAAGGCUGCCCUGGACGGUGAGUGCCUGCGGUCCACCGAGGUGGAGGCUGCUGCCGUCGCCUGCCCUGCCAGCCCUCCCCGUGGGCUGGCCCUGGGCUGUUGUCUUGGGAGCUGACGCUCCCUGGUUGGUGAGGGAGGACGCACAGUCGUGGGGAGUGGCUGGCCUGGCUCUCUCUGUGCUUUCUAGUUGUUUAAAGGAAUGUGAUCAGAGGCUGGAUGCCAGGCCGGCAGCCGCCGUUGCCCCUACGGCGUGGCACUCCUCGGAGCGCUCCUGGGCUCCUCCGUUUUACCCGUAGACGUGAAGCUCCUCCCGGUUCCGACUCCUGCAGUUGGUACCCUGCCAUGGUCUGCUCCCAGUGGGGACGCAGGUGUCUUUGGACAGCAAAGCACAGGGACCUUUCCUUGAUGUGGGUGGCUCUGUCAUUGUGUUUGAGCAGGGCAUGUGCUCUGAGAGAGCCGCCCAUGUCCUGUGCCCUUGCCCAGCUGGGACACCUGUCAGACCGGCCACUCGGGCAGCAGGCGCAGGGGAAUCACUAAGUCGGAUGGUGGGAGGCAGGCCGACCCCGGGGUGGGCAGAGCGUGUGGACACUGGUCUUCACCAGGGUGGUGGAUGCUGAGUAAAACCUGCUGGAGUUAAAGUGUCGGCACACCUGGUAGGCCACCUUAAUAAAGGCCUGGCUGCUGCUGUGGAUCUUACGGUCACCCGCGUGUUCCGCUUCACGUUUGUCUGUAGUUAAAGGUGAGCACGCUCCUGGCUUCAGGUGAGGCUUCUGCCGGUGAGUUGGCCUCCUGUCACGUGGGCUUUCUUUCUGUCUUCAUCUAGAAGGAAAACACAGGAGCCGUGAGCCAGCAGCACAUUACCAGUUUGCUCUGUACCCCCAUAAAAAAUGGGAAGAAGAAUAAAGUCAUAGGUAAAGUCUUUCUGCUAACCUGUACUCUGCACUUGCUCUUUAAAAUGUGUUUCCAACUCCUCCUUUCGGGUGUAAAUUUGAAGAAUAAAUUGUCUAAAAGAAGCUAUAAA
Molecule: messenger RNA, 1952 nt
Organism: Marmota monax (woodchuck)
Lineage: Eukaryota; Metazoa; Chordata; Mammalia; Rodentia; Sciuridae
Gene: Pde5a
Product: phosphodiesterase 5A
Exons: 7
Coding region: 1-1227 (408 amino acids)
Source: RefSeq, a predicted model, not a curated record